Akanthomyces muscarius is the source of this 564-nucleotide messenger RNA. RefSeq lists its product as uncharacterized. The record is from RefSeq and is a predicted model, not a curated record. NCBI's taxonomy places the organism in Eukaryota, Fungi, Ascomycota, Sordariomycetes, Hypocreales, Cordycipitaceae. Bases 1 to 564 code for a protein of 187 amino acids. The transcript is spliced from 2 exons.
AUGCUUUUCAUCUCAGCCCUCUCCACAACAACAAUGAAGUUCUCCGCUCUCCUCUCCGUCGGCCUUGCCGGUGCCGCUUCUGCUCACUACGUCAAGAGCCUGACCGAGUACACCAAGGACAUUCCGCAGUGCGCUGUCGCCGCCAUGAAAAUCGGCAUGAAGAACCAGGGUUGCGACUUGCAGCACAUCGACGCCAAAGACUUUGACUGCAUCUGCGACAACUACAUCGACAUUGACGGCCGCGUCUAUGCCGAGGUCGACCACUCCUGCGCUGCUGACUACGCGUCUGCGGCUGGCAUUCUCUGCGGUGCGUGGGAGGUCGAGAGCACUACCGCCUCGGAUCUGCCCCAGGCCACCAAGGCCCUCGCUGACAUACUCGGCGGUGGCGCACCCAAGGCGCAGGCCACCGGGGAAGCUGCCGGCGAGUCCAAUGCUACGACCCAGACUUCCUCUCAGCAGGCCAAGGAUGCUGCGCCUGUCAAGAACCGUGCUCCCGCUCCCACCGGUCGCAUUGCGCGCUCCUUCGGCGGUGCUGCCGUCGCUGCUGCUGCCAUGCACCUUUAA